AUGGCCUAUAUGAAGGAACCAGAAGAAGAACUUGAGCAGUCUGAAGUCAAGCAGUAUGAAGUCGAGCAGUCAGUCGAGCAGUCUGAAGGCGAGCGGUCUGAAGGCGAGCGGUCUGAAGGCGAGCGGUCUGAAGGCGAGCAGUCUCAAGGCGAGCAGUCUGAAGGCAAGCAGUGUGGGUCCGAAGGCGAUCAGUCUGAAGCCGAACAGUCUGAAGACUGGCCGAUUGAGGUGGGUGCCGUGGGGUUAAGCCUCCAUACUGAACUUCAACCGGUCCGUAGGGUGAUGGCGCAUCAACAGACGGUUGAGAAUAGGCCGUAUAGGCCAGAACCACCCGCGACACGCCCAGUCGAAACCGACCUUUCGCUUCGUGAGUGA
Molecule: messenger RNA, 375 nt
Organism: Puccinia triticina
Lineage: Eukaryota; Fungi; Basidiomycota; Pucciniomycetes; Pucciniales; Pucciniaceae
Exons: 2
Coding region: 1-375 (124 amino acids)
Source: RefSeq, a predicted model, not a curated record